This is a messenger RNA of Diospyros lotus (date-plum), 1015 nucleotides long. RefSeq lists its product as uncharacterized. NCBI's taxonomy places the organism in Eukaryota, Viridiplantae, Streptophyta, Magnoliopsida, Ericales, Ebenaceae. The coding region runs from base 149 to 769 and encodes 206 amino acids. The record is from RefSeq and is a predicted model, not a curated record. The transcript has 3 exons.
CUUGUGGACCCUCCGGAUUUGGACCCGUGUAAGCCUUCCGCGCCCCGCCGUUUCUUCCUUCAUCUCAAAAAUCUUCCCAUAAAAGGAAGCAGCAAACUGAAUUUCCUUGCCUAUACACCAACACCUGCAGAAAUUUGCGCUGAAACCUAUGACCAUGAACUCUUCCACUGGCCUCUCCCAAUCUGAGCAAGAACACCUCAUUGAAAAGCUUGGAAUCUUCAAGAUUCAAGGCCGAGACAGGCGCGGCCGUAAAGUUCUCCGAAUUAUCGGAAAAUGCUUCCCGGCGAAGCUUGUGACUGUUGAUGUGUUGAAGAAGUACUUGGAGGCGAAGAUUUUCCCCCUUUUAGAUCAACGCCCGUUCUCUGUGGUCUACGUGCACACCGGUGUUCAGAGGAGCGAGAACUUUCCCGGAAUCUUGGCUCUCCGAUCAAUCUCCGAGUUCAUUCCGAUCGAUGUCAGAAACCGUCUCGAGGCUGUCUAUUUCCUACACCCGGGCCUACAGUCGCGGCUCUUCCUCGCCACGUUUGGCCGUUUCCUCUUCACGGGAGGGUUGUACGGGAAGCUCAAGUACGUGAGCAGGUUGGAGUUUCUGUGGGAGCACGUGAGGAGGAACGAGAUGGAGAUGCCGGAGUACGUUUACGAUCACGACGAGGAGAUGGAGCACCGUCCGAUGAUGGACUACGGGCUGGAGAGCGAUCAUGCCAGAGGCUAUUGUGCGCUAGAGGCGGACUAUCCGGUUUCCACUUACUCCAUGAGGGGUCUCGCAUAGAUAUACUCUGUUUCUCUCCAGGUUGCGCCGGGAGGGCUUGUUCAUCUCUCCAAAUCCUCUUUCCCUUGAAAUUGAUGAAUAGCCUCGUCUGGCUUCGUUUCUGUAAAUUUUUCAUGGAAUCUGUUUCAUACUGUACAAAAGGGUUUGCCAAAGCCAGCUUGGAACGAUGAUGUUCAAAAUUUUAUGGUUGGAUACAGUGACGAUAGAAAUGGAGUUUGAUAAAAAAAAAAAAUGGAAUUGGAAUAA